This is a messenger RNA of Pocillopora meandrina, 4339 nucleotides long. Lineage: Eukaryota; Metazoa; Cnidaria; Anthozoa; Scleractinia; Pocilloporidae. The record is from the annotation of a GenBank genome assembly.
AAAGCAAUAUGGCGGCUAAUGCAAUGGAAACCGAUGACUUAGGCCAUUUACCUUCAAGUACGCUGCGACGAUCGAAUUCAGCACCGAAUGUGAGCGCUGCUGUAGUGAGUGAGGCCAUCCCUAUAUUUCAGCCACUGCAGACUGCAAGGCAGCGUCGAUUUUCGACCAGUCAAAUGGCUGUGAACAUUGUAAGUAAAAAUUCCGCGAACAAAUGUCACGAAAGAAUUGCUUCUUUUUGGCACUAUUUUCCAGUUCUAAGCACCUAUAUGUUCUCUUCUGCUAUAAUUAUUUUUUCAGGGAUCUCCUGCGUCAAGAAUAGCACAGAUCAAAAGGGUAUAUUUUUUGUGUUUAGUUUUUUGGAAUAAUUUCUGGUAGCACUCUGUACUUUGUCUUUUUAUCAAUUCAUGCUGAGUCCUAAAUUAAUACAUUCUCUAUAAAUGAUGCUGUAUAUUCUAGCAUUUGUAUUGCCAUAAAAAAGGUUUCUUAGCACUAAUCAUAAAAAUGCGAGGAGAAAAUUAUCGUCUUUCUUUGUAACUUUUAUAGGAAGAACUUGAAAGUAUGGACGAGGCAAGUCGGGAAAGACAAAUUGAAAGGUAAGUCGCAUAGUAAGUAAUUGCUUGGCAGCUAAACUGUUUUAGUUUGUUUUCAUAAAGUUAUGUUUAUGUAUAUUAAAUAACCUCACAGAAGGAGAUGUGUACUUCUCUUUUGAGCAGUUUUUCCAGUUCGUUACCGAAGCGCUUGUUUGUAUGUUGUAUUUGUGUCAUAUCCAUUGAUGCUUAACUUACGCGAGAUUAGCGAGGAAUUUGAGAUAACAGCUAACUUGCAGUAUUAUUUACAAUGCGGCGACUUUUCAUGUCGUCUAUUCUAUUACUAUGCUCGUCAGAUUUUGAGAUUCAGUUGCUAAGAAGUAGGUUAUUUCCAUGAAAUUCAUUUAGAUAGUGCUCCUCAUUAAAUUUCAUUUAUACUGUAUUUAUCCCAAAUGCUACCAAGUCCUAUCGGAUACAAGGCAGACUCAUCAUUCGUUAUUUCCGACAAAAUAUGAAAAGCUUCAAAUUCUGAAAAAAAUAGAUGACGAUAAAGGCUUUGAAAUAAAGUUUAUGUUACUGAAAUCAUUUCAUUUACAUUUUACAAGUAAUUGACUUCUUCAAUUUUCAUAAAUUAUUUAUGUCCGGUUUAAAGUUUUUGCAUUCCUUUCUGUAGCCUAGACCACCUUGGUGCAAAUCUAAUUGUGUGCAUUGGCACAGGGUUGUGUCAAAAUGUUUAGAAUUUCCCUGCAACGGCAAUUUUCUGCCUCUGCAGUUGCAAUACUUUUUCUUAAUGAAAUUGUAAUGUCUCUGACUUGUUUACCUGAUUUUGAAAUUAUAAGACAUUUGUGAGAGUAUCAGUAAAAUGAACAAAUUAUUGGAAAACUGAUUUUAUCUCACACACAAUGAUAUGUGCUGGAAAAUAAUGGAUGUUUUGGUCAGACUUUCAUUACAAGAUUCUCCUCACAUGUCACAGAGCUUUUACUUGGGGUAUCAAUUUAACCUGUACAUGACAGGUUUUCUAAGGAGUCAGUCAGUUUUUUAUGGAUUUUCAUCUCUUUUUUUGGAUGAGGGAAAUUGUGGAAUCAAGGUCAAUAUUUAAUUUUUGCUCCAGACUCAUAUGUUAUUUCUUUAAUUUGAAUAAUUUAAGAGAAAAUAAUGACUGUUUUUGUAAUGAUAAGUUUCAGACAAAAGAUGGAAUGCUUUCCAAACUAGUGCCAGUAUUACAAUUUGUUUUGCAUAUUUUCACAGUGAACUAUCUCUUACAAUUGGAAUGCAUGAUCAUAUGACUUUAAUGGUGAGUCUUGUGAGAAGAGACAAAGUUUUCUUUUUAGAAUAUGUAUUAUUUUAUAUCUUUUUUUGUUCUUUACUAUUGAUGUGACUGCAUGUUGAAAUAAUAAAAUACUUGAAUGAUUCUGAACAGCUCACUGUUAUUUUUGCCUGAUGUUUGAGCUUUUCUAGUGGGAGAAUUUAAAAUCUGAUAGCUUAAGGUAUUGCGUGGGGCCUCAAACCAAAAAAAUAUCAAAGAGAGUUAAGUCUUCAGUGAUUUUUCUGGAGAGCAUGAUAGCUCAUGUAAUGAAAGUCUAUUGACUGAUCCUGGUUCUCAUUUCUGUGAAGUAGUAAUGGGACAAAUCAUGGAACUAGGACUAAGUGGAGUCUAACUUGGUCUGUAAUCAUACCAGUGAUUAACAAAAUCGGAUGACCACGGAGUGGGAGUCGACUUGUUAAUCACAAGUAUGAUUAAAGACAGAAUCAGACAACACAAAGUCCCAUUACCAGAUGAUGACCAGUCAUGUUCGAGAAUUUUCUGAUAGUUUUGAUUAGUAUAGAAAUAGAGUUACUCCUUGAGGAUGAAAUGCAUUGAUCAUAGUUGUGAAAGCUUUUACACUUCUGUAGGAUAAUUUCUCUUUUAAAAAAACUGACUAUAUUUAUUUUACUUCUUUGUUACAGGAUCAUGAUAAAAACCAUGAUGCAGAUAUGCAUGAACGACGGAACUCCUUUGAUGACCACAGGCAUCCAUUCCCUUCGCCAUCAUCUUUAUCAUCAUCACCAACAAACAAUCAGAAGGUCAGAAUCUAAGAUAAUGUUUCAAUUCAAAUGACACAUUAAGCAGAGUAUAAAUAAAUCAUUUAGCUUGAUUGUUCAGGGUAGAGUUUCCCUGAAAAGGGAAGCUGAUGUUUCAAUGGUUUGUGCAGAAUUCAUAAUACAAGUCAAGAAUCUAUUUUAUGGCAGUUGUUUUGAAUGACAGUGGUUGUUUUCAUGACUGCUCUUACCUUGACAGUCAUAGUACAUCAUCACACCAUUGAAGUUUAAUGUAAACAAAAUAUUCAGGAUUUGUGUUUCUAAGUAAUGAAUGCUCCAGUCACUCUGAGAUUGGACUGAGCACUUGAUUUCUGAAAAAACUACUGUACUUUAUUGUUGAUAUAAUGCAAAAUUAAUAUAUUUUAUUGACCAGUGUUUAUAAAAAAUUUACAAUUGUUGUCAAAAUAAGCAGUUGAUACAAAAGGCCUAAGAAUUGCACUCCUAGUAAACUGUAGUUAUCAUGUGAAACUCUCUACAAAUUCUACACAAAAAGCUCUUCUCUAGUUUUGAAUGUGGAAUGAAAAAUUGGUCAAUGUCUUGACUAUGAUUUACGUAACUGUAUAUCUAAACCAGUUCUUGUCUGAUUAUAAUGUACCUGUAGUUUUCUUGUGUGAUUAUAAUGUACCUGUAGUUUUUUAAUUUUGCAUGAAAACAAUUCUUUUUUGUGUAUAGGCAAUGAAAGGCACAAGAAGUCUUACUCCAAGUCCUAUACCAAGUCCUACUAGAACAACAUUUAUGUAAGCUUAAAGAGCAAUGAAGUUUGAUUUUUUGUCACUUCUAUAUUUUGUAUGAUAUGGAACUUAAUGUUCAUUAAUUUUUUAUACCAAAUUGCAGGCGCAGAAGUCUCAGUCCUGUUUAUUUUAAGCCAAGUACCUUGACACUGAAAAGAAAAUGUAGGUUAACAUACCAUGAUGUUGAUGACUAUGGGAUGUUUAUAAAAUUUUUUGAUUUAUUGAUUUUGUUUUGAAGUAACUGCACAGUGCAUCAGAUAUCUCAAUAUUCAUUUUAUUAUGUGGUUACUUUUUAGGAUGAAAAUAAAUUGUUGGAAUGUUGUCUUUGGUCUCAAAUUAAAACAAGUUGAAUUAGUGUUAGUUAACCUAAAAGUCAAAUAUUUUGAUUUGAUAACUGUUGUUUGAUUCCGCCACCUGGUGUCAUAUGUUGAUUGAGUUUGUUGCCAUUGCUGUUUCUCCAUGUGCUUGGUUUUUUUUUUUCCCUACAGUAACAUAAUCAGUGGUUGAUAUUUCAAUAUGUCUUGAAAAUAGUGGACAAAGUAUCUUCCUGUGCAUGUGCAAUGCUUAAAAUCAAAUUUAAGUAUUCUGUUAAUUUAUGUAAUUAUACAUUUUAUAAUUUAUUUUUGUAUUUAGGGCCAUCAGAAGGCUUUGAGCCUGGAGUCAGUCCGUCAAAGCGUCUCUGUGAUGUUUCACCACUUAACUGUUCCCCAAAUGGCCCAGUUGAAUCAGAGCAUAUAAACUUUGACGAGGAAAAUAAUAUUCAUGAAGAUCCUGGCAGCUCUUCAGCUUCAGACACUUCAACAUCAUCAUCAACUGCUACUCCAAUGCUCUUUGGAGAAAUACCUAGACAACCUUUGCCACUGUACCGUUCAAAAUUCACUCCUCCAAGAUCACCUCUGGCAGGUCCAUCGACAACCCAAAGUCUACCAAGAACACUAGGGAACUCACCUUCUUGUUUCACCUUUUCUCCUGUUCAAGAUUAAUAAGAGCACAAGUUGAGAG